Penicillium cinerascens is the source of this 459-nucleotide messenger RNA. RefSeq lists its product as uncharacterized. The record is from RefSeq and is a predicted model, not a curated record. The coding region runs from base 1 to 459 and encodes 152 amino acids. Lineage: Eukaryota; Fungi; Ascomycota; Eurotiomycetes; Eurotiales; Aspergillaceae. The transcript has 3 exons.
AUGAGAGGUCCUAUGGAAUUAACGCUGGCAUGUUUGGUAUCGCAUGACUGGCCAUCAUCUUGCGUCGGCAUCAUCUCUCCAGAAGUAUACCGAACGGGAAAUUUUGUCGCUUUCGCCAUCCCAGCAACACCAUCCUCGCUUCCCACUAAAGAUGCUAAGAUUAUCCGCACUAUCCUUAUACUUGCGCAUGUCAAAGCCGCUCUGGGUACCUACAGCGUCAUCACGUCGGUCAUCGCCCGCGUGCACCCCAAUGUCGGCAUGAAUGUGUCGGCCUUCAGCUCCUUCACAGGAUCCAAUGUCUCUGUUGACACAUUCUGGGCCGGCGUACGCUCAUACAUGGAACGUUUCUCUGCCCACGCGGGUGCUGGUACCUAUGCCUACUUCAUGGCUCUCGUGAAGCCGUGGUACGAUGAGCUCGCGGCCCUCGGGAUCUUUAUUGCCCCGAAGACGACUUAUUAA